Molecule: messenger RNA, 3247 nt
Organism: Nelumbo nucifera (sacred lotus)
Lineage: Eukaryota; Viridiplantae; Streptophyta; Magnoliopsida; Proteales; Nelumbonaceae
Product: protein argonaute 1-like
Molecular function (GO): RNA binding; protein binding
Source: RefSeq, a predicted model, not a curated record
CAUACAUAGCUGUUUUCCGGUUGAGUUGAAGCCUUCUUUCCUUGGAUUUCAUCGUUCCGUUCAUUGCGAUGUCUCGUCGCGGCGGUGGCCGGCGUAGCGAUCAUUCUCGAGAGCAACAACCAUCACCGGCGACGUCGGUGGCACCAUUGGGUGGUGGACGGGGUGUUGGGGGACGAGGUGGAAGGGGAACCGGCGAUUGCUUUCCUCCUCCGUCAUCCACUCAUUCUCUGACUGUGUUUCAAACUGGACCGAGUUCAUCCGCCUCUGAUUCUUUAAGCAUUGAUGUGGAGCAAAAGCUUACUCUGGAAGUUUCGGCGACAGAGCUGCCCCCGGCUUCAUCAAAGGCUGUUAGGUUUCCGCCUCGGCCUGGUUUUGGCACAGUCGGAAACAAAUGCGUCGUUAGAGCAAACCAUUUUCUGGUUUCGCUUGCAGAUAGGGACCUUUAUCACUACGACGUUUCAAUUACUCCUGAGGUAACAUCUCGAAAAAUCAGCAGAGCAGUUAUUACCCAACUUGUAAUUUCGUAUCGUCAGUCACACUUGGGCAACCGUCGUCCAGUUUAUGAUGGUAAAAAGAGCCUCUAUACAGCAGGUUCUUUGCCAUUUUCAUCAAAAGAGUUUGUCGUCAAGUUAGUUGAUAAAGAUGGUGAAGCUGGUCAAAGGAGGGAAAGAGAAUUCAAGGUGGCAAUAAAGUUAGCUUCCAGAGCUGAUUUACACCAUCUGCAACAAUUUUUGAACGGCAAACAAAUGGAUACUCCACAGGAGACAAUACAAGUUCUUGAUGUGGUUCUUAGAGAAUCGCCCUCCAGAAAAUAUACUGUUGUUGGAAGGUCAUUUUUCUCACAAACGCUUGGCCAAGGAGAUGAGAGUCGUGAAAUUGGUGAUGGGUUGGAAUACUGGAGGGGAUUUUAUCAGAGUCUUCGUCCCACUCAGAUGGGACUUUCUUUGAAUAUAGAUGUAUCGGCAACAUCCUUCUACGAGUCUGUUAAGGUUUCUGAUUUUGCAACCAAAUAUCUCAAUAUAAGAGACCCAAAAAAGCCACUGUCUGACACUGAUCGCAUUAAGUUAAAGAAAGUACUAAGAGGUCUUAGGGUGGAAGUGUUGCAUGUGCAACAUGUUAGACGUUAUAAAGUUUCAGGGGUAACGACUCAGCCUCUAAGCCAUUUGACUUUUCCGUUGGAUGAGAGUGGGAAAAGUAUUAGUGUCAUUCAAUAUUUCUUUGAAAAGUAUGGAGUUAGAUUGCAGUAUCCUUCCUUGCCAGCCUUGCAAUCUGGAAGUGAUAUAAAGCCCAUAUAUUUACCUAUGGAGGUGUGCAAAAUUGUUCCAGGGCAACGGUUUUGUAAGAAAUUGAAUGAGAGGCAGGUAACUGCCCUCUUGAGAGCAACAUGUAAGCGUCCUCGUGAAAGAGAGAACAGUAUUGCUCAGAUGGUGAGGGAAAAUAAUUACAACAGGGAUGAAUAUGCAGUGGAAUUUGGAAUUCAAGUUACAAAUACACCUGCAACAAUUGAAGCUCGGGUUCUACCACCACCCGUGCUAAGGUAUCAUGAAACUGGGCGAGAGAAAAAAGUUCAACCUGAUAUGGGCCAAUGGAAUAUGAUAAACAUGAAAAUGCUAAAUGGUGGAACUGUGGAGUAUUGGGCCUGUGUGAAUUUCUCUUCAAGGCUGAACAGUAAUAUUGCUUGUCAAUUUUGUCAGGAGUUAGUUCGCAUGUGUUCCAGUAAAGGAAUGGCUUUCAACCCAAACCCUUUACUAAAUAUGUUUUCAGCUAGACCUGAUCAAAUUGAGAGGACUCUCAGAGAAGUUUUGAAUCGAUCGGAAAAGGCCCUGACAAGCAAGGGAGUGAAAGGAAAGCAACUUCAGUUACUGAUAAUUAUUUUGCCUGAUGUUGGUGGUUUAUAUGGAACAAUUAAAAGAAUAUGUGAAACAGAGCUAGGACUGGUUUCUCAAUGUUGUCAGCCUAAGCAUGCUGGGAAAAUGGGGAAGCAAUAUCUCGAGAAUUUGUCCCUCAAGAUCAAUGUGAAGGUUGGAGGGCGAAAUACUGUUUUAGCUGAUGCUAUAGAAAAAAGAAUACCCCUUGUUACUGAUCGUCCUACCAUUAUUUUUGGUGCUGAUGUUACCCAUCCUCAGCCUGGAGAGGACUCUAGUCCUUCUAUAGCAGCGGUAGUUGCCUCCAUGGAUUGGCCAGAGGUAACGAAGUACCGAGGCUUGGUAUCGGCUCAGGGCCAUAGGGUAGAGUUGAUUGAGGAUCUAUAUAAAGUUGUUAAUGAUUCUCAGAGGGGUAUGGUUCAUGGUGGAAUGAUUCGGGAACUUUUGAUUUCAUUUAGGAGAUCAACUAAUCAAAAGCCUCACAGGAUUCUCUUCUUUAGAGAUGGUGUCAGUGAAGGACAGUUUAGUCAGGUAUUGCUUUAUGAGAUGGAUGCCAUUAGAAAGGCUUGUGCAUCAUUGGAAGAGGGAUAUCUGCCACCAGUUACAUUUGUAGUGGUGCAGAAGAGACAUCACACACGUCUUUUCCCUGCAGAUCACAAUAACCGUGCUUUUACUGAUAGAAGUGGGAACAUUUUACCAGGUACAGUAGUUGAUACUAAAAUUUGCCACCCAACGGAGUUCGACUUCUACCUCUGUAGCCAUGCCGGAAUACAGGGUACUAGUCGUCCUACACAUUACCAUGUGUUGUUGGAUGAGAACAAUUUCAGCCCGAAUGCUUUGCAAACACUGACCAACAAUUUGUGCUACACAUAUGCGAGGUGUACUCGAUCCGUAUCCCUUGUACCUCCGGCUUACUAUGCACACCUGUUUGCCUUUAGAGCUAGAUAUUACAUUGAGGGUGAUCAAUCCGAUAGUGGAUCUUCGGCUGGAGCUAGAAGUUGUACUAGAGAGAAGGGUGGUGCAGUCAAGGCCUUACCUCAAAUCAAAGGAAAUGUUAAAGAUGUUAUGUUUUACUGCUGAAAUAUGCACUUUGUAUGUUUCUGUACAAGGGUUUUUUGUUUUGGUUCCGUUGCUUUAGGUUUUGAAAUGGGCUCUAGGCCUGUCUACUACUAGUGGAUGUGAAUAUGCUUCAGUUGAUCUCAACAUGCUCUCUCAGCUACGGCAUAUACUUGCACAGAUGUAGACAUCGUCAGCCACUGACUGGCUAGAAUUCGACUUUUGUUAAAACUGUUACUGGAUACAAUCAUUCCAUAUUUGAUCAAGAUCUUCAGGGCCUUGGAAAUUUCCUCCACGGCUCCACCUCUUUGGGUGUUCUUCUGAAA